This is a messenger RNA of Calidris pugnax (ruff), 7499 nucleotides long. Its product is annotated as centrosome-associated protein 350-like. Lineage: Eukaryota; Metazoa; Chordata; Aves; Charadriiformes; Scolopacidae. The record is from RefSeq and is a predicted model, not a curated record. Gene Ontology annotation, molecular function: microtubule binding. Gene Ontology annotation, biological process: microtubule anchoring. Gene Ontology annotation, cellular component: centrosome. The transcript is spliced from 30 exons. The coding region runs from base 1 to 7356 and encodes 2451 amino acids.
AUGGAUAAGAGUUUCGCAUCUGGAGAAUCAGAUCCUCUGUCUGAUGUGGCUUCGGCUUGGAAGAGUCUUCGGAGAGCCCAAGCAGUGCUACAAAGGAUUGAAAACAAAUUUUAUCAUCAAACGUGGAGUUGUGCCAAAUCCCAGGCAGCCAGAAGAAAGCUUUGGCAUGAAAAAAGCUUUGAUGGCCAGAGGAACAGAGAUGAAACAGCUUUGAAUGAGAAAAAGAGCCAUGAGAUUCCUCCAGCCUGCAGAAAGGGGAACUGUGCUGCUCUCUCCCCUGCUUGGACACAGACCUGUUUCCUUGAGAGCCCUGCCGUGGGCUCUGGCCCACCCAGAAUGACCCCUCUGUCCCCCCGGGGAGGCUCCCGCUCAGCACCGUGCAGCCCUGCCAGGAGGGAGGCUGCGGAGGGCGAAGGCACAGCUGGGACACGAUCUCCUGCAAAGAGCCUGUACAGACCAAGAUGGGACAACUUCAGGGAGCAGGCAGGUUCAAGGGCUUGCAGAGUAGAAAAGGAAAAAUCUCCCUUCUCUCUGCAUCACCCAUCUCCCUGCCCUGCAGGGAGCAGUCCAUUCUCCGCUGUCCCAUACGGCAGCUGGAAUAACGCUCCUGUGCCCACGGCUGUCCUGGUUCCUACACACCACCUUCCAUCAGCCAGCAGAGCCAGGGAUCAGAAGCUCAAAGAGUUACGGAAAAAAUCACCCCAAAAGAAGUUAGAACAACUCAAGAAGAGAAUCCAGGAGCAGAAGCAAAAGCAGCAAACAGUAUCUCAGGAGCGUCUGAUUUCUGCUGAUGGUCAAGGGCCACCCCAAAGAAGAGCCCUGAAGAGGAAGGUGUGCAGGGUGGCCUCUGCUCCUCCUGCUCCAGGUCACAGAGACCAAAGAGAGAGAAGCUCAGCAUGGAGAAUUCAAACACAGAGUCAGAGGCAGCCUUCACCCAAGUCCUCUCCUCUGGAGAGAGCAGCGAAAGAUAAACGUGUGAAGCUGCCUGGUGCUUCUGCAUGGAGAGAAGGUCAGAAGCUAGCUAGAAAGCUGCUUGGUCCACCUCCUACCUUUCCAAAUCUGAGGAGCACAGCUGGAGAGCAAACCACAGCGAAUAUCUUUGAACCUGGUAGAAGAUCUGUAUCUAUGGCAAACAGCUUCAGAGGAAAGGGAAAAGAACCUGUGGGGAAAAGCCCUGAAUUCAGAAGCUGUGUGGUGCCCCAGAGCAAGCCGAUUGAAAGGGGCAGCAACGCACCAACCAAGGAUAUGAAACAAAUCCUCAGGAACCUGCAUUUGCAAAGCCAGUGUCAUGAUGAUCACAGACAUACCAGGCUCCCAAAAGACACUCUGAAAGGAAAGGUAGAAGUUCUGCAGCAAUACCUAGGGAUCCAUGCUCCUUCACCUGGACCUCAGGCCAUAACUUCUUCUGCCUUCAGCGGGGAAAAGACACAAUCUUCAUUAAUGAAAGACAGAGCCAAGCCCAGCAGCUCAGGAAACUGCUGCAGAGGAAAAAGUGCAUCUCCUCAGAGGCAGAAAGGCUCAAGCAGCCCUGCACAGAAAGGGUCUGAGAAAGAAAACCUUAAGUACCCUUCAAGGAGGAGGCUAAACAUUAAAAAACCUCACCCCUACAGCCCUGAAAUUGUUCAGGAAUUUAUGUAUCGAAAGAAGGAAGAAAGAAGGAAAAAAAGCCUAGAAGAGAAAAAGUCUUUGGUGCAGGCCACGGAGAUGAGAAAUAAGAGAUUGCAAGAAGUAUAUAGGAAACAGAAAGAAGCUAUUGGAAAGAAAAUACGUUCUGACCAGCUGUGCAGGCUCAUCAGGGAAACAGCUUCUGCAAAAGGAAGUCCUCAGUGUAAACUUGAGCAAGAGCACACCAAUGGUGGAAUCCUGGAGAGCAAUUUCAAGGCCUGUGUGGAUAAACCACCGUGUAUUCUAUUAAGUAAAGAUCACAGAAGCAGGAAUCAACUUCUAUAUACGGCUCAAUCACCUAAAAAAAGAGCAGAAUUAGCUUCUCCAGCACCACUGGAGUCUGAAUGCUGUUUUUUCAGUCCUCUGAAAUGUGAAGACCUGAGGGGCUGCUCUCCCCCAGCUCUGCAAACACCUCCUCUGAGCUUUUCCCUUCCCCAAAAAGAUGCAAAAUCUUACUCCCAGGACUUGAGUUCUGAUCUUUCUCCAUACAGAAGCAAACAGGAUCGAGUGAAAGCCUUACAUAGUCUAUCCAAGGAACUUGCAGAAAAGAUUGAGGUGGCAACUAAGAGACUGAAUGCAGCAAGCUGGGUUAAAGACUCUGCUGACAAAACAUCAACAGAAACAACUUUGGACCUUUACAAUGAGUCAUUUUCCAUCCCAGAGCCUGAGACAUCCAAGGAUGAGCAAGACAGGACAAUGACUAUACAAAUGCUUCUGGACGCCCCAGAUCCUGGUGUGUUACGUCAUGGACAGGGCAGGAUUAGCCUUGUGGGUAUCACUGAGGGACCAACAGCCCCAGACAGACAGAAGGAAAUGCCCACUCCUUUGCCUGGUGGGAGCUCUGUGAGCAAAGAACUACCAUGGAUCACUCGUGGUGCAGGACAGAGGCACCUCAAGACUGAAGAAGACCUGAUCAAGGCAUUGCAAGGUUUUCCUGUGAAUAAGGGCUCCGGGGUGGACAUAAGCCUAUUGCACGAAAAGCCAAUAACCAGCCCAGCCUCUCCAUCUCACCGAUUCCUCGCUAGAAGCCCGCAGAGAGAACUCACAGCUCAGAGGAACCACUACCGGUGUGAGACUGUUUUCAAAGUUCAGAAUCAAGAGGAAAUUGCCAACCGGUCUCCCAGAGAGAGCCUGAGGACACAGGACAGCCUCAGGUCACAGCCCUCUGCCGCUCUGAGCCCUGGAGCUGAGACUCACCCCAGCUUUGAGCAGGACUUGGGUGAGGGAGACCCCAGCUGCACAGAACUGGAAGAGAAACACAGGAGCCAUCUGGACAAUUUGAGGCAAACCUCCCUGCUACUGACUCACAAACUGAAGGUCCAUCAGCUCCAGCAGAAGCAGCAGCUUACGGUGCUGAGGGAGAAAGCAAAACUAGAAGUUCAAGAAAGCCAGAGGUUUUUGAGUGACCUGCUUCAGCACAAUCCAGAGGAGUGCAGUAGCUCCAAAGGCUGUUAUUUUUCCGUGCCAAGGUUGGACCACGUAGAGCAAAUGUGGAGAGGAUCCCAAUCAGAAGGUGACGGUGCAGCUGCCAGUAAUCAAGAAACACGUUCACUGAAACAAUCUGCACUGAAGACAGAAAGAGAUUACAGUCCAGUGGAUCUCAAAACAGUGGGAGAAAGAAAACCCCUGGGAGGAAGGGGUUCGUAUUGCUCAGGGCUUCGAGAAGAGCAUGGGAAGCCAGUGCAUGACCAUGAAACGUUGAAUCUGCUGUCACCUCCAGUGAAUCUGCCCCACGGGGAAACUUGUGCAGGGGACAGCUCUGGAGACAGCAGUGAACAGACCAGCUCCAACAGCCAGGUAGCAUCAGUUCUUCUACCACACUAUGGAGGCUCCAGCACCUUCUGCUGCUUCAGCUUGGCCAUGGUGGAGCAGUGUCUGAGGGGAGAAGAGCUGCGAGCUCGACACCAGGCUGCCCUCCUCAAGCUCCGCAAAAAAGCUCUCCAGGAGAAAGCCAGGGCCGAGCUGGCCUGGCUGGACCACCAGAAACGCUGUCUGGAAAACCUGCAAGAUGGUGAAGGAGCCUCUGCCAUGGCUGCAAAGCAGUGCCAGAUCCUAACGGAGCUGAAACAGGAGCAGGCAGAAAUCCAGCACCUGCAAAACAUCUACAGGGCAGCCCAUCAAGAAAGAAAGCUUUUGUUAAAGCAGCAAAGAGAAAUCUUAAUGAUGCGUCAUUCAACAGCACAACUCCAGGAAAAGCUGCAUAAUUUGGCUGGGAAGCCAGAGGUUAUUAAAUCAGAGUCACUGGAUAGUGGUGUCCAGCUAAGGAAUAAACAAAGCAAGAAAUAUGAGGGCUUUUCUACUGAGGAGAGAACGCUGGUACAAUACCAGAAACGGGCAGAGGAGUCCCCAGGUUUGGAGCGGUCCCUUGAUGUGCAAGAGCUUAAUGCUCAGGAUCAUGUUUUAUUACCUCUGGAACAUGCAAAUUCAGCUAGAAUGGAUGAGCCUAUAUCCACGCCCAUUACAAGCCAAGGCAGAAGGCACGUAUUUCUGGAACCUAUGCUGAAGGAAAAGGCAUUUAUUUCAAACCCAAAGACAGAUCCUAAAGACAAUCCAGUUAAAGCAACAGAAGUACCUGUCCCUUAUGAGAUCCAUCAGGUGGAUGGCAAUCAGUGUUUGAAGCAUUUGGACCAUGUUUGUCAUGAAGCUUCUGAUGAAGAACUAAAUUUAAAAGCCUUUUCCGAAGGAUUAGCUUCCCCUGAGACAUCGUCCAAGUCAAACAACUUCUCUCUGAGGUAUGAAAGUGCCAAAUCAGACUCUUCACUCCCAGAAUUUCAGAAAGUGUCUGCAGUUUGGAUUGACAUCUCGGAAAGCUUCAUGUCAGACUCUGAAUUAGAGCUGAAAAAUGGAGAGGACACAGAUGUCAGUAUCCCAGAGGAGUUUGUCUAUGACAAUGGUGAUGUGUUUCCAAAUGUUUCGAAAGAGAUGCUAAGGGCAAUAAGAAAUGGAAAGGAAAUGUUGUCUACUGACAAACCAGAUGAACAUGAAGUGACCACAGGUGAUGGCACUAAGACUUCAUCACACUCCCAGAAAUACCCUGGAGAUGUUUCACAUCAUGGCUCUACUGAUGAUUUGUUUUCUUUCAUUCCAUCAGACAAAGCAAAUGCCUCCAAAACAAAGUCAGCACAUCCCUCCCAAUCUGAUAACUCUGCCGAGGGAAUGGAUGUGCCACUUCUGGAUGCCUCAGAAAAUGACAGUAGAAGCGAAAUCUUUUCUCAGGAGAUCACAAAACAGGGUAAAGAUUCAGUUGCCAGCUCUCCAUGCAAUGAUACAAUUUUUAUUAGUGAUGAGGAUGUCCCUCCAACUGAUGAGGAUGCCUUGUCAGAAAUACUGUCUCCUGUUGAUGAAGUAUUGUCCUAUGGAAGUGCUGACUUGCCAUCCUCUAAUAAAAAGGAUUUGUCAUCUCCAAGCGAAGAUCUUCCUCCUCCCCCUUUAGGCACAGAUGCAAUGAAAAAUGAUGAUCCUAGCUUCAGUAUGGAUGAUUUCCCAUCUCCACCAGAACAAAUGACAGUCUCAGAGACUAGACAGUGUAUGGAUGAAGAUAUAUCACUCAAAAUGGAUGCAUUACCCCCAUUACCUGAUAACACUGUGCCUGAAGAAUUUCCCCUGCUCAGUGGAGAGACAACUGAUGCUUUUUCAACUCAGGAUGGUAGUAUCUCAGAACAAUCUUUAGUUAAAGAUAUUUCCAGUGCAAAGGAGGGCUUGUUAGAAUACCAAGAAGGAGAACACGAGACAGCUUUGCAGCAUUUGGAGUUUCUGCCUGUGUCAAAUACUAUUUCUUCUGGUCAGGCCAGUAAAAGUCCUGACUUCAUGAUGAAACAAUGCAAAACAAACUUAACGCUGCCCAAAGCUGAGGAGGACAGUGAUGACCCGUUUCUGUCAUUUGAAAUAGGGGACAGAGUGUUAGUAAAGCAGACCCAACCUGGAACCCUAAUGUUCAAAGGGCGGACUUGUUUUGAUAGUGGCCAUUGGGCUGGUGUUGCACUCGACAAAGCUGAAGGUGAUAACGCUGGAACUUACAAAGGGGUGAAGUAUUUUGAGUGCGCUCAGCGCUGUGGUAUCUUUGUCAGACCUGGGGAGAUUUCACACCUGCUGGGGGCUAAUGAAAAUGCUUCCAAUUAUACUGGGGAUGAAGAUUCUGACUCCUCCUGUGAUGACAAAUCCUUCAAAGGCGACUGCAAAUCCUCUGAAGAUGAUAAGCAAGGAGGAGGGCUCACAGAGCAGAAAGCAGAAGACACAAACAGUGCAGGAGGAUCAGAAGUGAAAGAAAACCAGUCUAGGUCACACCUUGCCUUGCUGUCUGGAAAAGGGCAGAAGCUUCUGUGUUCUGACCAGUGUAAGUGUAAUGAAUUCCUCUGUCACAAUAACUUAACGUGCUUGGGAUCAGAUAAAGAAAAAACAGAACUAACACAAAUAAAACAAAGGAUACUUGCAGGUGUGCUUCCAAUGAAAAGUAAGACCAGUAACACAGAUGAUGUAAGAACAAGCAAAAAUAUUUGUUGCUUGGUAGAGGAUCAGAAAAUAAACAAACUCACUGAUGAUAUUGCAAGUGAACUUGCUAAAAAACUUCUGUUUGACACUUUAAUUGCACUUUCUGAAACAGCUCAACACAAAUAUAAAAGUGCCUUUGAAAAAGACAUGAUGAAUUAUGGCAAAGGCCUAGGACAAGAAGACAAUCAGAAACAGUUUCUCCUCAAAGAAAAUUCAGUUGCUAUCGUAUCUGAACAAUCAGCAAAGGUUUCUGAUGUUUCACUGUGUGAUUUAGAUAUGCUUAGUAUUCAUGGUUGUCACACAGUAGCAGAAAGAAUUGUAACUAAAUUUGUAGAUGAUGCAGUUAAAGAAUAUAAGAAGAUUAAAAGAAAACAUGGAUCGAAAGCAGACAAGAUAUUUCACUCAUCUUCAGAGACUUCUCCAACCACCUUCCCAUUCCUUGUAAAAAUCCUCGAUGCUGGUGUUUUUGGAAGCUCUGAAGACUUUGAUCAGCCUAAUUUUGACCAACAUAUGCUGGCGAGACAAACACAAAAGCAAUGCUUGUACAAAUUAGAUCAGUGGCACUCAGCUCCUUGGAAGAAAACUGUGGAAGUUCCUCUUGUGAUACCACAUUACAGUUCACAUGUAAAGAAAUUGUCUGCACGUGCUGUAGAAGAAUUAUGGACCCCAGAAAACGUAUAUUCAAAUUUCAGGAGAAUCAGUGUGCCGAAGCACUUUGAAUGUAAUGAUCUGCCAGGGAACGAUUUGGAAACAGAAAGCAAGAGGAUGUAUAAUCAGGUUAUAUGUGAUUUGACCCAUGAGUUGCUAUGUGCAGAAUAUCAAGUGGCUACAAAUCCAAAUACAUUUCCGUGGAUGAAAGAAAAUUUGAGAUCUUACUGUUCCGGACAUCUUUGCAGAAGAACAGAUGUCAAUGAGGUCAAGAUGUUUGUUCAGGGUGAAAUCAUUAAAAUAAUGAACCUGGAAAAGAAUGACUUAGAAAUGAAAAGAAAAUUCCAUAAUAUGACCAAGUAUGGAAACUGUAAAAGAGACAGAGUGGACCUUAUUCUGAUUCAGGAGCUCCACAAAGAAGAAUAUCAAUGGACAUACUAUGACGACGAUGAAUUGACUGUGAAGAUGAGAAUGACUGAAGACAUAUUUGAUAGCUUGAUCCUUGAUACAAUCAGAGUUCUUAAUAAGAUUUAUCGAAGAAAAGCCUGUAAUUAGAAGUUUUUCCUAGAAGUCUCUAUGGGAGGAAUUUUAAUCUCUGAUGUUUUUUAGCAGGAAAAGCACCAUUUAAUAAUUUUAACUCUGAACUUGUAACCAAUAUCAGUGUGGCCUUGGCUUAAUUUAUAUGUUCAUGUUUACAA